Molecule: messenger RNA, 1611 nt
Organism: Eimeria maxima
Lineage: Eukaryota; Apicomplexa; Conoidasida; Eucoccidiorida; Eimeriidae
Product: RAB GDP dissociation inhibitor alpha, putative
Exons: 10
Coding region: 1-1611 (536 amino acids)
Biological process (GO): small GTPase-mediated signal transduction; protein transport; vesicle-mediated transport
Cellular component (GO): cytoplasm
Molecular function (GO): Rab GDP-dissociation inhibitor activity
Source: RefSeq, a predicted model, not a curated record
AUGUUGCCGCGAGCAGUUGCAGCGGCCGCUGCUGCAGCUGCUGCAGGAGCAGCAGCAGCAGCAACAGCACGACGACGAUUUACCCGCGUGAACUUGAACUCUUUGGAGUUAAUUUCAUCUGCAGAAAUAGACUCAUUAAUUCCUUCUUCCUCCUUAAGGGCGGACACCAGGACCGUCGACAGCAAGCUGCACAGCACAGGACAGCGGCUCCUCUAUCAGACCUCCCACCCCAGCAAAAUGGAUGAGGAAUAUGAUGUUGUGGUUUGCGGCACGGGCCUAAAGGAGUGCAUCUUAAGCGGUUUGCUUUCUUCUGCUGGGAAAAAAGUUCUGCAUUUAGAUCGCAACAACUACUACGGAGGCGAUGGAGCUUCUCUCAGCCUCACGAAUCUGUACAACAAAUUCAAACCCGGCACUUCACCGCCACCUGAGUAUGGAUCGAACAGAGACUGGAACGUGGACUUGAUUCCUAAGUUUGUCAUGGCCUGCGGAAAACUCGUGAAAAUCCUCCUUAAGACUAAGGUCACAAGGUACCUAGAGUGGCAGGUCGUGGAGGGGACGUUCGUUUAUCAGUAUCAGAAGGCCGGUUAUUUCUCUAGCGAAAAGUUCAUUCACAAAGUGCCAGCGACGGAGUCCGAGGCGUUGAUGUCCCCCCUAAUGCCCCUCCUGGAGAAGAAUCGCUGCCGCUCCUUCUUCGCUUAUUGUGCUCAGUGGGAGGCAGACAAGCCAGACACGUGGAGGGGCUUCGACCCCAAGAGACACUCUAUGGAACAGGUCUACAAGUACUUUGGGCUGGAAACAAACACGAUUGACUUUGUAGGCCACGCGGUGGCUUUGUACCCAAGCGACGAGUAUCUGAAGCAGCCCAUGCAGGAAACGAUGGAGAGGAUCAAGCUGUACAUGUAUUCAGUUUCCCGCUACGGCAAGUCCCCUUUCAUCUACCCAGUAUACGGUCUUGGGGGGUUGCCUGAGGGCUUCAGCCGCCUCUGUGCCGUUAACGGAGGCACCUACAUGCUAGGGGCACCCGUGGAAUCAUUCGAGUUGGACUCGGAGGGAAGGGUCUGCGGAGUCAAAACAAAAGACGGACAGGUGGCGCGUUGCAAGAUGGUGGUUUGCGACCCAUCUUACGUGCUGGAACAGUUCCCCUCCCGUCUGAGAUGUACAGGCAGAGUUAUACGGUGUAUAUGCAUCUUGGGUGCCCCUGUGCCGCACACCAACGGCAGCACCAGUUGUCAGAUAAUCAUUCCUCAGAGACAGCUAAACAGACACAACGAUAUUUACAUAAUGGUGGUCUCCAGCCCCCACGGAAUCUGCCUAAAGGGGAAAACAAUUGCCAUUGUCAGCACUACCGUAGAGACAGACGAUCCAGAAAGGGAACUGGAUCCAGCUUUGAAGCUGCUUGGUAAAAUUGAGGAGAAGUUUGUGGCGGUGAGCGACAUGAUGGAGUGUACAGACGACGGAAGAGACAGCAACAUUUUCGUCUCCAAGUCAUUCGAUGCCACUUCACACUUCGAGUCUGCCACGCAAGAUGUGUUGAAGAUGUGGGAAGAUAUGAUGGGAGCUCCCUUGGAUUUGUCCACGAAAGCGGAUCCGGAAGAUUUGCAAGAGCAAUAG